UUUUAUUUUUGAACGAUAGGUAUCUCGCGUAGCGUUGCUUGUCUUUCUUUUAGUCCCAUUUUGUGUUCGGAGUGAUUCCAACGUGCUAGAGAGCAUCUAGAGAAAUCAUAAGUCUUAUCAAUUCCGAUGUAUCUAACCCGACCAAGUUAUAGUGCACCCUGGGAUAGAUUUCCCAUUGACCAUGAAGAAUUCUCAACUGGCCCGGCACACACGUGGGUACAAUGGUCUGCGGAUUCUGCCGUUCAACCACCUAAUGCAGUAAAAGCUGGCGCGGAUCAUGAUGGAUCUCCCAUAUAUGUUGGCCGUGCCAGUCACUACGGGGAUAUGCUUCCAGCCAAAGUGAUCCCCCUUCGUAGGGUAGCGUAUGUGACUCACGAUGGGCUCGAGCUUUCCAAGCCGCGUUUUGAGGUUCUGUGUGGACUUGGAUUCACUUGGGUUCCAUGUGAGAACGGAAAUCUUCCCAAAGGAGCAGUAUUGUGCGGUAAAACAGCAUACGGAGAACAGCUGUACAUCGGAAGAGCCCACCAUAAUGGGAGUGUGACACCUGGCAAAAUUAUACGCAGUCACGGUUGCUUGUACAUUGGAUUCGAUGGAGUUGAGCUUGCCCAUCCCAAGUAUGAGGUGUUGGUAGAUUCGAGAGAAUCUCAGAAACAAAGUGUCGGAGGACAUUGGGUAUCUGCCCAAAGUAACGGACGUGUACCGCCAGGUGCCCUUUUGGCUGGUAAGGACAGCGAUGGAGCAGCAAUCUAUUUGGGUCGUGUUUAUAGAUUUGGACUACAUCUGCCUGCCAAAGUGAUCCCAAGCAAACGCAUGUGCCAUACUGGUGAUGAAGGGCUAGAAUUUGAGAUGACCGAGUACGAAGCUUUGUGCAACGCUAAUGUUUCGUGGGUUCCUUUCCGGGGAGUAUAUCCACUCAAUGCAAUCGAAUGUGGACGGGAUCGAUACGGCGAGAAACUGUACUUUGGACGAGGUCGUUACGAGGGAAGCUUGACUCCAGGCAAAAUUCUUGAAUGCAGCAAAAUCUUGAAAAUACCAUACGGAUUCAAAGAAAUUGUGCUACACGAGUUUGACAUUUUGGUAGAUAAUAGCCUACCAACAACGAAGUGCUCUCAAGCUCUGGACUGGCAAGCAAGCAGCAACAGUUUGCCUGUACCGAGAGGCGCUGUCCUUGCUGGUUAUGAUAAAGAUGGCUCACCAAUUUUUGUGGGACGUGUACAGUAUCAAGGAAGCCAACUGCCGGCUAAGGUGAUUCCACGCAAGAAGUUGUGCCAUACUUGUCACAAAGGAAGAGAAAUCGAAAUGACAUCCUACGAAGCGCUCUGUAAUGCACGUGUGGCCUGGGUUCCGUUCAGUGGUACUAUUCCGGCAAAGGCGGUCGUUUGCGGUCGUACCAUGUGGGGCGAAACGGUUUACAUAGGUCGAGGACACCAUAAGGGAAGCCUGACGCCGGGAAAAGUUUUGGAACACGAACGGGUACUCAAGAUUCCAUUCGGCUGGAAUGAACUUACCAUCAGCGACUUCGAAAUACUAGUAGAGCUUUAAGCUUUGCAAUGAACAGUCAAACUGUCAAAUAAUUUUUGUAUUAAUUUGGACCAAUCAACAAGUUUCGAAUAAAGCAGUUUGUGAAAACAACGAA
Aedes aegypti (yellow fever mosquito) is the source of this 1636-nucleotide messenger RNA. RefSeq lists its product as uncharacterized. Lineage: Eukaryota; Metazoa; Arthropoda; Insecta; Diptera; Culicidae. Bases 127 to 1542 code for a protein of 471 amino acids. The transcript is spliced from 5 exons. The record is from RefSeq and is a predicted model, not a curated record.